CACACAUUAUUAUUCAUCACCAAAAAAAAAGUUCCAAUAUUCAGCAGAAAUUGGGAGCUAAGCAAAAAAGGAAGAAUGAAACUGAAGGAAAAAGAUUUCGCAGUGAACCAAAUGGGAAGAGUGAUCAUAAUCCCUGAAGAAUCCGACGACCUAUGGAUGCUCUACAACAUCAUCAACCCCGGCGAUUACGUCACGGCCGAUACCUCCCGGAAGGUCCACCACCAACUCAACGACGGCAGGAACACCACCGCCUCACGUGUCAGGCUCUCUGUCCACCUCAAGGUCACCUGCGGCGACUUCGACAAGGACUCUUCCACCCUUCGCAUCCAAGGCCGCAAUCUCGAGCCCAACGGUUAUGUUGCCGUCGGAUCCUUUCACACCCUCACGUUGGAGUGCAACAAACCCUUCGAGCUCCACAAGAAGGUCUGGAAGCAAGACGUCGUCGAGGCUCUCCAGGAACGAGAGAACCACGAAGUUUGUCCCGACGCGGAACUCGCAGUAACUCUCUUUCAACAAGACCAUGCUGAGAUUUAUCUAAUUGGAAAAGGCGUAACCGCCAUGGUUUCCAAGGUUGAAACCUCUUCUUCCAGUACCGAAGGAAGAAAGUCUUCAUCUUCAUCUCCUUCUUCAAACACUACGAAGAACGUGUUCUUCCGCGAGGUUUUUGCGGAGUUCAUAAAGUACGUGGAUCUGAACAAGGUUAAGAACACUGUGAUCGCAAGCGAGGAUUCGAAAAAGGACGAGUUUCGAAGGUUUAUGAUAUCGAAGGCAAAGAGGAUGAAGAUGAGAAGCGUAGAAGAGAACAUAGGAAGGAUCGUGGUGGCUGCUGGUGGUGGUUGCAACGGCAAUUUGAAGGAUCUUUUGGGAGAAAGCACGGUGAUGAACCUUAUGAAGGACAGCAAGGUAGGGUUGCAGAUUAGGGCACUGAGGAAGGUUUGGGACAUGGUUUCGAGUGACUCGGAUCGAGCUUGCUACGGACCGAAGAGCGUGGAGAGUGCGCAGGAGAUGGGAGCCAUUGAAACGCUUCUGAUCAGUGAUGAGCUGUAUCGGAGCGAUGAGGUUGCCACGAGGAAGAGGUACGGUUGUUUGGUGAAGGCUGUUAGGGAUAGUGGUGGGGAAGCUUUGGUGUACUCUUCCAUGCAUGUUAUGGCAGAGCAGUUGCAGCAACUCACCGGUAUUGCCGCCAUUCUCAGUUUGAAGUAUAUAAAACUCUCUGCUAUCUCCUUGAUCAACUCAGUCGUCGGCACUUUCGCUUUCGGCUUCAUGCUUGGCAUGGGAAGCGCAACGGAGACACUGUGCGGGCAAGCUUUUGGGGCAGGGCAGGUUGAAAUGCUGGGUGUGUACUUGCAACGGUCAUGGGCAAUCCUGUCGGUGACCAGUCUUUUGCUAAUGCCAAUAUACAUAUUUGCUGCUCCAAUCCUGAAGUUUCUGGGGCAACAGCAUGAUAUAGCUGACAGAGCAGGAAGCUUUGCUCCCCUUGUAAUCCCCCAAUUUCUCUCACUUGCAUUCAAUUUUCCAACCCAGAAGUUCCUUCAGGCGCAAAGCAAGGUCAAUAUCAUCGCCUGGAUUGGCUUCUUCGCGCUAAUCCUGCACGUUGUGAUGCUGUGGCUCUUCAUCUAUGUGCUGCAAUUAGGCUUAACUGGUGCAGCAUUGGCAUUUGAUAUCACAAGCUGGGUGAUAACAUUGGCUCAACUUGCUUAUGUCUUUUUUUGGUGCAAGGAAGGUUGGCAUGGAUUGUCAUGGAAGGCCUUGAAAGAUAUAUGGCCCUUUGUUAGGCUCUCCCUUGAAUCUGCUGUCAUGCUUUGUCUUGAAGUUUGGUAUAUGAUGAGCCUCAUUGUUCUUGCUGGCCACCUUGAUAAUGCAGUCAUAGCUGUUGAUUCCCUCUCUAUAUGCAUGAAUUUGAAUGGGUGGGAGUUCAUGAUCUUUAUUGGAGUAAAUGCUGCUGUCAGUGUGAGAGCUUCCAACGAACUGGGACUUGGACAUCCAAGAGCUGCCAAAUACUCUGUCUAUGUGAUAACACUUCAGUCCUUUCUAAUUGGAAUCCUUUGCAUGGUGGCUAUUUUGAUAUUUAGAGAUUCUUUCGCCGUCAUCUUCACUAGCAGCAAGCCUUUGCAAGAAUUGGUCACAAAACUCGCAUACUUCCUUUCUGUUACUAUGAUUCUAAACAGCAUUCAACCAGUUAUUUCAGGUGUUGCUGUUGGAGGUGGGUGGCAGGCACUGGUGGCUUACAUCAAUGUAGGUUGUUACCAUGUGUUUGGACUUCCACUGGGGUUUAUUCUUGGUUAUAAAGUUAACUUGGGAGUUAAGGGACUUUGGGGAGGUAUGAUAUGUGGAAUUGCUCUGCAAACAUUGCUGCUUUUGUUGAUACUUUACAAGACCAAUCGGAAGAAAGAGGUGGAACAAACAGAUGAAAGAAUGAGGAAGUGGGGGGGGACAAGAAAUCAAAGUUGAUAGGAGAGUGGGUUCUGCGGAAGCUUGAUUUGAUUCUCUCUCACUUCCAUUCUGGUCAAAUUCAUUCUUCCAUUUUCACAUUGUAAUGCUAAUAGCUACUUUUUAAAUAGCGAGCAAAAUAGUUUAAUGCUUUGUUAUCUGAUGAGAACGGUAUAUUUUUCCA
Messenger RNA from Arachis duranensis, 2614 nucleotides. RefSeq names its product protein DETOXIFICATION 35. Gene Ontology annotation, cellular component: membrane. Gene Ontology annotation, biological process: nuclear-transcribed mRNA catabolic process, no-go decay; RNA surveillance; xenobiotic detoxification by transmembrane export across the plasma membrane. The transcript has 8 exons. The record is from RefSeq and is a predicted model, not a curated record. Gene Ontology annotation, molecular function: xenobiotic transmembrane transporter activity; antiporter activity. Lineage: Eukaryota; Viridiplantae; Streptophyta; Magnoliopsida; Fabales; Fabaceae. Bases 76 to 2451 code for a protein of 791 amino acids.